Molecule: messenger RNA, 951 nt
Organism: Alosa alosa (allis shad)
Lineage: Eukaryota; Metazoa; Chordata; Actinopteri; Clupeiformes; Clupeidae
Product: odorant receptor 131-2-like
Exons: 1
Coding region: 7-951 (314 amino acids)
Biological process (GO): G protein-coupled receptor signaling pathway
Cellular component (GO): membrane
Molecular function (GO): G protein-coupled receptor activity
Source: RefSeq, a predicted model, not a curated record
GCAGAGAUGAUGAAUUACACUGUCAGAGAUGACUUUCAGGAGGCUUUGGCGAAAAAUCUUGUCAUUGUUGUCCUGGGAGUUUUGAUCAACAGCAUCAAUUGGAUCAUAGUUAUGACUUACUUGAAUAACUCUGUUUUUCACACUGACACAAGAUAUAUCCUUUACAUACAUUUAGUGAUAAAUGAUAUGAUCAUGGUAUCUAUAUCUGUAACACUGUAUGUUUUGACUUAUGCCUAUCCAAUUUUUAACAUAUCCAUCUGUUGCACUUUGACUGUGAUUGCUUCAACAACCCACAAGAUUACACCGCUUAAUCUGGCUGGAAUGGCUAUUGAGCGUUACAUUGCCAUAUGCAAACCUCUUCAUCAUGGUCAGAUCUGCACGGUGCACAGGACAUAUAUUCUCAUUGGCCUCAUCUGGUGGGUCGGCUUCAUACCUGGACUAACUGAUAUUGUCAUUCUCCUCAUAACCAAGCCUAUGAGCUUUUUUUCCACUACAAUCUUCUGUUAUCCCCUAAUUUUAUACAAGUCAGAAUAUUACCAGGUUAAGACAAAGGUUCUCCAAGCUCUUUACUUGUCAUUUGUGUGGUUGAUACUGAUCUGCACUUACUUUAGGAUAUUUGCUGUCGCAAAAAAAGCUAAAGGAGAUUCUUCAGCCAAAAAAGCCCAUAACACGAUUAUGUUGCACGGUGUACAGCUUUUUCUGUGUAUGUUGUCCUAUGUUAGUCCUGUUCUUGAUAUGAUAUUAGUUCCUUUUUUCCCCAACGAUAGGUCAAAGAUAACAUUCUUUAGCUAUUUGAUUACGAGUAUAGUCCCAAGACUGUUAAGCUCUCUGAUAUAUGGAAUUAGGGAUCAAACAUUUUCCAAGCGUAUGUCAAUUUACUGUUUUUGCAAGCUGAGCAUUGUUAAAGUGAAGCCUCAGAGAAAACUGUAUCCUGGAUUAUCUACUCAAUAA